Messenger RNA from Camelus dromedarius (Arabian camel), 1765 nucleotides. It is a transcript of the gene TIMM29, whose product is annotated as translocase of inner mitochondrial membrane 29. The coding region runs from base 153 to 935 and encodes 260 amino acids. The record is from RefSeq and is a predicted model, not a curated record. Gene Ontology annotation, cellular component: TIM22 mitochondrial import inner membrane insertion complex. Gene Ontology annotation, biological process: protein insertion into mitochondrial inner membrane. The transcript has 2 exons. NCBI's taxonomy places the organism in Eukaryota, Metazoa, Chordata, Mammalia, Artiodactyla, Camelidae.
CAGCAACAUCCGGCGUGGGUCCGUCUUCUAUCCCAUUCCGAUGGGAAACCACUUCCGGCAAUGUUGGCGUUUGCCCAGAAGGCACUCGCCGGGCCUUUUAUUUCGCACACCUGGCGUUUCUCUUCGGAGAGAGGACACCAAGCCGGAAGAGGAUGGCUGCGGCCGCUCUGAAGAGAUUUUGGUCCCGAAGCCGGGUAGAGGCGGUUGAUGCUGCGGCGGCAAAGCCUGGCGUGUGGGCGCGGUUAGGUGCCUGGUCCCGGGCGCUGCUCCGGGACUACGCCGAGGCCUGCGGGGACGCGGCGGCAGCGGCGCGGGCCCGGCCUGGGCGGGCGGCGGUCUACGUGGGGCUGCUGGGUGGCGCGGCGGCCUGCUGCGCCUUGGCGCCGAGCGAGGCGGCCUUCGAGGAGGCGCUGCUCGACGCGUCGGGGACCCUUCUGCUGCUGGCUCCCGCCACACGCAACCGCGACUCGGAAGCGCACGUGCAGCGGCUGCUGUGGCUGCGGGGUCGAGGCUGCCUGCGCCACGUAAGCCUGGGCCUCUUCUCGCUUGUGUACGAGGCGCCCUUCGACGCCCAAACCAGCCUCUACCAGGCCCGUUGCCGCUACUUGCAGCCCCGCUGGAUCGACUUCCCGGGUCGGAUCCUGGACGUGGGCUUCGUGGGCCGCUGGUGGGUUCUGGGGGCCCGGAUGCGCGACUGCGACAUGAACGACGACGAGUUCCUCCACCUGCCGGCACAUCUGCGCGUCGUCGGGCCGCAUCAGCUGCACUCGGAGGCCAACGAGCGGCUCUUCGACGAGAAAUACAAGCCUGUGGUGCUCACCGACGAUCAGGUGGACCAGGCGCUGUGGGAGGAGCAGAUGUUACAGAAGAAGAAGAAGGACCAGCUCGCCCUGAGCCAGGCCGACUCGUUGCUGAAAUCAGAGGUCGCGAGAUGAAACCUGGUGGGGAACGGGCUCUGAGACCCGACAGAAUGUUCGCCUGGGAUUGUGCAAUUGGUGUGAGCGAGCUUCAUGUGCAGAGUGAUUGACAUAAAUUAUGUGUGGAGUUCUCUCCCUGGGUUUUCACAGAGUUGGGGGCCUCCCUCUCAUCUAUUCCUUGUAAGCCAACCGCUAAUGCAGCGCCUCCUUGGUCUAGGAGUUGGGGAGAGCAGAGCGAUAUGCCCUGUAAUGUUUAUCUGCCAUAGCUGGUGAUGAGCCUUCUGCGUAAAUAAGCCUUCCUCUCUGGGCUUCACGGUUUCCGACUGAGGUAUCACAGUUACUGGGUGAUUUCCAAGCUCUCCUAAGAACUUGAAAUGUUGAUCCUCUAUUUCCACGAGUAACAUCUUUUAAAAUGUUGGAAUAAUUGUAGUUGCAGAAACUGGAAAAAUAAGAGGCAUGCUGGGUAGCCUCCACCCAGCUUCCCCCAAAUGGUAAUGGUCUAUAUAAGCAAUACAAACCAGGAGAUUGACAAUCGUAUGACUGGAUUUUACAGGAAAGUUUUUUGCAAAAACAACCUGCUUUUUACCAUAUGUGUAUUGAUAGUGAUGUUAAAGUGACUUGGAGGGAUAAAGCAUUUUCUGACCUAGAAGUCAAUAUGGAAUCUUAGCUUCUGGUGAUGUUAUACUUCAGUAACCCUAAAAAUACACAAUCCCAUGGAAAGGAAUAUGUUGGUGUACAUAGCUGGGUUAUAGAAGUCAUAUUUUUAAAACUAAAGUAUUAGAGGAAUGAGGCUACCUCUGUCACCUAGGUGGCCUGUGGCUAGCUAAUAAACCAGGAGCUGAAACAAC